Messenger RNA from Hyphopichia burtonii NRRL Y-1933, 644 nucleotides. It is a transcript of the gene RPL11, whose product is annotated as 60S ribosomal protein uL5. Gene Ontology annotation, biological process: translation. Bases 59 to 583 code for a protein of 174 amino acids. Lineage: Eukaryota; Fungi; Ascomycota; Pichiomycetes; Serinales; Debaryomycetaceae. Gene Ontology annotation, molecular function: structural constituent of ribosome; RNA binding. The transcript is spliced from 2 exons. The record is from RefSeq and is a predicted model, not a curated record. Gene Ontology annotation, cellular component: cytosolic large ribosomal subunit; ribosome.
GAAUUUUUUUGAAGAAUUGAAGCUUUCCCUUUUUUGAACUAACCAAAGUAUAGCCAAAAUGUCUUCUAAAGCUCAAAAUCCUAUGCGUGAAUUGCGUAUUGAAAAAUUAGUCUUGAACAUCUGUGUCGGUGAAUCCGGUGAUAGAUUAACCAGAGCUUCUAAAGUUUUAGAACAAUUAUCUGGUCAAACCCCAGUUCAAUCUAAAGCUAGAUAUACCGUUAGAACUUUCGGUAUCAGAAGAAAUGAAAAAAUUUCUGUCCACGUUACCAUCAGAGGUCCAAAAGCUGAAGAAAUCUUAGAAAGAGGUUUGAAAGUUAAAGAAUAUCAAUUAAGAAGUAAAAACUUUUCUGAAACCGGUAACUUUGGUUUCGGUAUUGAUGAACACAUUGAUUUAGGUAUCAAAUAUGACCCAGGUAUCGGUAUUUACGGUAUGGAUUUCUACGUUGUUGUCGGUAGAGCUGGUCAAAGAAUUACCAGAAGAAAGAGAUGUAGAAGUACCGUUGGUAAAAACCAUUUAGUCCGUAAAGAUGACUCUAUUCAAUGGUUCAAACAAAGAUACGAUGCUGAUGUCUUAGAUAAAUAAACUAGUUAAUCUUGUAUCUAUCUUUUAAUUUAAAACGAAAUCUAAUAAAAUAUUAACCAUA